Molecule: messenger RNA, 3528 nt
Organism: Cetraspora pellucida
Lineage: Eukaryota; Fungi; Glomeromycota; Glomeromycetes; Diversisporales; Gigasporaceae
Source: the annotation of a GenBank genome assembly
AUGUCUGCAUUAGAGAAUUUACAGAAUGGCUUCGAAGGCGUUUUAUUGGCUUUCAAACAGUUUAGUCAAGGAGCUGACACAAAAACACGCUGCGAUUUUCUUAUCCCCCCACUGCUAAGAUUGUUUGAUUUAUCAAGUGACAUUGAUACCAACAAAUACAUUGUCCAUUCGCUUUUAUACAAAGCAUGGCAACAAUCAUUAAUGACUACAGCUGAAGAUGAAUUAAAUUAUAAUGUCAUCCGUGCCAUUAAUAAUAUAGAUACAGAGCUUUACUUACAACUUGUCCAAGGCUUAAAAUUGGAAAAUGAAUUUAUUCAAACAUUGUAUGCAAUUCCACGACAGGUGAUUUUGAUGCUCAUUCAAGAAAUAGAACGUUGGGAUCCACAAUUCUGUUUGAGAAUUGCAUAUGAUCCAGCUUUAUAUAUAUUAAAUAGUCUUGACAUUAAGCAUCGAAAAGAAUUGCUGGCGAUCUUGGCUCGUUUGAUUAUAUCUAAUGCUACUUCAAUUACAGAGGAUCAUCAGCGACUUGAAUUAAUUAGAUCGACAGCCAAACAUAUAGAAAAUUAUUUGAGCCCUGUCUCACUUGAAAGCAUUUCUGACCAUGAGCUUAUUUCAAAAAGUAACGAAUAUAACGUCGUUGUAGAUUAUAUGUUUUCAACACCUUUCUAUUCUUAUCAAUCCGUGAGGCCAUCAUACAAAGUCCGACAACAAAUUGUUCGUAAUGUCUCCCGACAAGAAAGUCUUCGAAUAGACACUGUCCUACUUAUUGAAGAUUUGCUACUUAACCCAAUCUUAUCAACAGAUGAGGACACAUACUGUAUAUUUACUCUUUUGGCAAUUUUUGACUACAUAAUAUUUGUCGCGUGGUUCAACCAAGAUUUGAAAGAUCGUGUGAAGUCUUCGAUAUCGUUGAUUCUUCGCAAAACGGUUCUAAAGUUGAUAAAAUCAAAUUAUUUUACAAAGUUGAAGUCUGAACCCACCAGUGUUGAAAGAAAUGCACUUUCGAAUUUAUUUAAAUAUGCGAGUGAUAUCGAUUCUCAGCAACAACCUUUUAAACUUAAACCACGUUCAGACUUAGUUAUUAAACUGCAAGAAGAUAAAACUCGGCAUGUGAAUGUAAUCGAUCAUGUGAAGAAUUAUGAUUUAAAUCAAUUUGAGAUUUCGACUACAACGGCUAAAGAUAUUGACCUGAAUAAGCACGAAGAGGCAUUUGUCACAAUAUGUCGCACAGUCCGCGCAAAUCUUGCAUACGAUACAUCGUUUACCCUUCGAAUAACCAAUUCCAAGUUAUUUUCUGAAUUGAGUCCCUCUACAGGACGCCCUGUUAGAAAGGAUCUUGAAGAGUAUUGUCGAUGGGUACAAGAGAGCAUAUCUCUUGGUCUUCCUGGCUAUAUAUCCCUCUUAAAAUUGAUGAUUCAAUAUUUUGAUCUUUUCGUUGGAUUUGACUACAAUGUUGAGCAACUUGCAGUUAUGAUCCUUGAGCAUGGCCUAUGCACUGAGUUAUAUCAAAGUGUCAAGAGAAUUAUUAAAGUAUUUCUUCCCAAAGAGCACAAUAAAAUAGUUAGAGCUGUUAUUGUAUUGUUACUUAAGACAUUUGGUUUUAUGUCCCUACGUACAAGAAAUGUAUUUCGAGAUUUUGUACUUUCAGAUAGAUUGCCUACUUCUGCAAUCGCAUCGCCGACUUUCGAUUCCUGGACAAUCUGGCUUUUUGAUUUUGAACAACGACUUACCACGAUAUGUAAUCAAUUGGUCUCUUCGUUGGACCACAUCCCUACAAAAUCAACAGGAAACCAAACAUUGGGCCAAUUUGAUCCACUUAAAUUGCAAAUAAUAGAUUCACUAAUUUUGUUAUCUUUGAUAUCACCUUAUCACGUACUACACCGACUUGUGUGGGAGUCCAUUCAUAAUAAAGGACAAUGGCUGAUAAUUCUUGACAUCAUACGUGAUGUAAGAUCUAUUUGUUGGCUUCGUCAAACUCCAAAAUCACCCUCACUGUUCAUCAUUGUGCUUAAAGAUAUAUUGAGUCAAAUUGACGAUGGAUCCGUUGUUUUGACACAUCAGGAACAAAAGAAUUGGAAUGAAUUCGUAGUGCAUGCGAUGCUGGGCAAUACUACCAAGUCAGCUAUAGAGUAUACAUUAACAGAAAUUGGGGAGUGGGGUAAUAGCGAAAUCUUAAUCGAUAUCCCUGAAUACCUUGCUUAUUGCAUAUUGACAUAUUUGCAGAAUUCAUCUACAUCUCUUGGCAAAAAAACCACCUUAUAUUUGGCACUUUACACUCUUAAUUCAUUGUUGCUUCCUAGUGUAUCUACUCCUCGAUUCGACUUAUGUUGGUUUAUGAAAUCUGAGCCAUUUUCACUUUUACAUAGUCUUGCUCUAUUGUUUGAUCGACGUGAAACAAUUGUGAUUAGUAUGAAAACUGUGGAUAUUCUUUAUGCCUUACUAAAGGAAUUUAUGAGACUAUUAACUGAAUAUGUCACGUCAAUUCAAGACGAUUAUAAUCAAGAUGAAAAACCUUUUGUACCGGUUUUGUUAUCUUCUUUUUGUGAAUUAUCUGAUCAUGAAUUCACAAUAAGUGACAGAAAGGAAAUUAGUGUACUUGAUCAAGAGAAAACGAUGAAGCAAUCAUUGUUAUUUUUAGAAGCUUGUAGAAUUUCAAUUGAUUGGUGCAAGAAAUUCAGCAUGUCACUCAAUAUUGCUAAAUCUAUCUCAAAGCCAAUUAUUCGAAAUAUUUUCUUGACCAUUGCUCCUUUUUCGUUCUGCUUUGUUCUUGAAAAAUGUGUAGAUGAAGAAUCUAUAAAUAUAUUAGAUGUGCUGUUAAAGGAUUUAAUUUCAUAUGGUAUUUUAUCGGCAACUGAAUUGUUAUUGGCUGACAUAGAAUGUAAUGAUAUGACCGAGCAUGUUAUAUCCGAAUUUGCAAUUCAAGAAAGAAUAUCGUUGUGCUGUGUGAGGUAUUCAUUAAUAAAUAUCUUAUCGGCUCUAAAACAUAUCAAAGAGAAAUCAAUCAAGCAGAAAAGAGAAGAUACAACAUUAUUUUUUGAAGGAAAUGAUGAUUAUACGCAUCCUGGGACGAUUAACGAUUUACAUAUAACUCAAAACAUCAUAAAUGUGCUAAAGGCUAGCCUUAUUACCCAGACUGCUAGUUUGAAUUUUUUAGUUUAUAUAUUUUACACUAUUACACAAGCGCUUGUUAUACUAUCAGACUUUUCCAAGUCUGAGGAGAGCUUGUACAUAUUCUUGCUGACAGUUGUUGAAAUGAUAGAAAAAACUUGUAUACGUGGAUUAUCUAAUGAUGAGAAGGAACCUGUUAACACUACCAAAACCGGUAAAAAGCAACGUAAAAAAAAGAACGACAACGUUGCAAAUACAGAAAAUAUGGUAGGAUCAAUAACUGAAGAAUCUACUCUUGUUGGAAUUGAAAAUGAUAAGUUUUCAGAAUGGCGAGUAAGAUUAUUCUUAAGUGGAAUUGAUAAAAUUAAAAAGCAAAGUUGGAGAAAUGCUGUAAAGCAAGUGUUAAAACCUUACGUAUAA